Oldenlandia corymbosa var. corymbosa is the source of this 9327-nucleotide messenger RNA. The record is from the annotation of a GenBank genome assembly. NCBI's taxonomy places the organism in Eukaryota, Viridiplantae, Streptophyta, Magnoliopsida, Gentianales, Rubiaceae.
AUGAUGGAUCCUAUGGAGUUAGAGGAAAAUGGGCAUAUUAAGAAUGAGAUUUCUGUUGACCGCUUGCUUCCUCCUGAUGACUCUGCGAGUUGUGAUCUUUUCCGUGAACAGGACAUUUCUCCUCGGAUUGGAGCCGAUUACCAGGCUGAAAUCCCUGAACCGGUUCGAAGGUCAGAUUAUCUCUUAAUUUCUAGGAAUGUGGACAGAAGUGAGAAUGUUGCUAUGGAGUAUCUUGUGGGAUUACCGAUUCCUGUGCUCCUAAUCAGUCAAGAACAUGAGAAUACAAAGGCUGAAAAAAUAAAGGCUCGUCAAAGUUUAAACCCAUCAAGAAAGGGAAGAGGCGAAAGUGGGAGUCUAAAUGUUGACCCUGUGAAUGUUGGAUCGCUUGAUGAGCCAGCAACUAAACCCGGUUACUCAGACUAUAGCUUUGUCCCUCUUUCUGCGACAGGUUGUUGGACUGACAUGGAAACGUCUAGUUUUCUGCUUGGUCUCUAUAUAUUUGAAAAGAACUUUGUUCAGCUUAAGAAAUUUGUUGAGACUAAAAGCCUAGGUGAAAUAAUGUCCUUCUACUAUGGGAAGUUUUAUCGCUCCCAUGAGUACUAUAGAUGGUCUGAUUCUCGGAAGAUGAAAACUAGAAGGUGUGUAUUUGGUCAGAAGAUAUUCAGUGGAUUAAGACAACAGGAGUUCUUAUCUCGUAUUUUUAGGAGUGUCUCAGACGACUGCAAGAAUGCUUUGUUGGAGGUUUCCAAGACGUUUGAGUCGGUUGACGUGGAUACCACAGUCGCAAAUAAGAAAGUUUCAGAAAAUAUACCGCUUGAGCCAAGGAAUAUCACCGAUUCCUCCCCGGAGAAGCUGUUUGUGAGUACUGAAUCGAAGGGCUGCCUUGGUGAUGAUAGUGUUGCAUAUCUGAAUAUACCUCAAAUUCCUCCAGACUUUGAAAACGAUGUCUUGAUGGAAGAUGCAGCCGGAAGCAAAGAUAACGAGGCAAGUAACUCUAUGGGUGAUAGUGUGCCUCAACCAGAAACAGAUCUGAAGGAAGUCCAAAUGUUGCAGAUGUCAAAUAACUCAAGAAUUGAUGAAGUCAUCAUGGGUUUUGAUGAUCAGGCAAAAGAAAUAGAAGACCGGCUCAAAGCUGAACCACCAAAUCGACAGAUUGUCUCAAUUUAUCACUUCUGGGGAUGUAUUGCAGAGGUUACUGAAAAGAUCAAGAGAAUGGAUGAUGGUGACCUUGCUAAUACCCUGCGACAACAUUUAAAAGAAAAACGAUAUCUAGUUGUCAUGGAUGACAUGUGGAGCAUGGAGGCUUGGAAUGACUUGAAGAUGUCAUUACCAGAUGACAAAAAGGGAAGUAGGAUUUUAAUCACAAGCCGAAAUUCAAAGGUGGCUUCGGAAAGGGAAACUUAUCAUCGUCCUUUACUCACUCUCGAAGAAAGUUGGAAUUUGUUCAAUGAGAAGUUAUUUCACGGAUGCAGCUGUCUCAAGGAACUAUUAGAAAUUGGAAGGCUUAUUAUAAGAAAAUGCAAGGGACUACCUCUUGCAAUUGUAGUCAUGGCUGGACUUCUGGAGAAGAGAAAGCACCGAUUGUUGGAUGCGGAAUGUUUGCAGUUGAGUAAUAUUAACUUUGAGAAGUUUGAAUUGUUGCGUAGCUUAAAUUUCUCAGAUUCUUCUGAAUGUUAUUUAAGCAAAUAUGUAUAUUAUAAGUUUUCAAGUGAAUUGAAGAGGCACAUAAAAGAGUUGGUAGUAAACUCUCUCAAACCAAACUGUUAUAAACAAAAUAUGGCUGCUGAUUCUUAUACGCUGUGUCUCACUAAGAUUGACCAAUUCCUUCAAGAAAAUGAUCAGUUUCCCUGUGGUUGGCGGACCCGAUUUGUUGAGACACACUUGAGGCUGUUGAAGGUACUUGUGUGUUACUCUGGAAAAUGGAGUGGUGAGGAAAAAUCUGAGCAUUUUGGACUAGAUGAUCAUCAUUAUCAGGAACUGGAAUCUCAGCUUAGUAGUAGUAUCAGUUAUUGUGAUUAUGUUACUCGUUUCGUGUUUGCGAAAGUGUCAAAGAAGAAAAACAAGAAGCAAAAGAAUGAGCCAAAGCUUCGUUUUGAGGAUAGCUAUGUGUCUCUUAAAUUCCAAGCAAACAUUGCAACUACUUGCAAGUAUUUAUUGAGUUCGAAGAAGAUCCAGCCUCCCAUUACUGAUGUUCUUGUGUUUUCGAGGUUUGCUGACUCUGUCAAGGAUUAUGUGAUUAGUCUUUGGAUGGAGCUAGAAGACUAUAUCCAAUGCAGCAAGCAAAAAGAUUCUUUCAUCUCUUCUAAAGUGGAAGAAGACUACAGGGCCACUGCACAAAGGUUAGGAUACUUCAGUUCUUUGAUUUCCAGUUUAACGGAGCAUUUCAUUGACCGGCACGAGUUGCAAAAGUUUUUGGUUCGUGCUGGAGCUGUUUUCUUAAGGGUUGCUGCUGUGGCGUGUGAUAAUCAAACAGUAAAUCGAGAUACCUCGAGUUUUACAGCAAAGAUGGAGUUCCAUUUGAAAAAUCUCUUUUCAAUCAUUCAUAGUAAAAAUGUGAGGGAGAUCACUGGUCAACUUCUAGGAGCUUAUCUCAAUGCUUUUGAGGCUAGGAAGCCAUCAUCAUCACCAACAAAUCCUACGUUAACAUUUGAAGAUCCGGUAGAGUCUUUUGCUAAUCUUUGCCAAUUGGUAGCGAAUCAAGAACUUAACACCAUUCUUCCAGUGUUGGAUCAUCUCUUGGCUAAUCCGCUGGUCAGGCAUGAGUUCCCUUUGGAAGUGAAGAAGUUGUUGGAGCUUGGAUUUUUAGCUGUGACUACAAAAGCUAGAUCACUUAUUGCCUCCACUCCAAACGUUGCGCUCUCAAAGUUGUGUCAAAAGCUUAAUCUCAUCAAGUCUGAGAUUUUAGUCUUGGAGGUGCACAAUCAGAAGGCCAAUUUAACGAUUUAUGACAUCGGUCAAGCUGGUAGCAAAAUAAAUGCUUUCACAUUCCUUAGUGAAUUCUUCAAAACGCCCGAGGCGGAUGCAAUGUUGUCGGUUCUUAGCAAUCAUGAAACCAGCUUGAAGUUCCUGGAAAGAUAUUGCCUUGAAAUGCUUCAGAAGAUUUUGAUCUCUUUGAGAGCAUUGCUUAACCAAGAUGAUGAAAAUCUCUCUAAAAUUAGUGGAGCGGUGGUUAGUGAAGCAAUAAAUCUUGUUUUCUCCCUUGGAGGUGGCAGCGAAAAAGUGGAAUGCAUGAACCUUUUGCCGAAGUCUUUCUCCAGAAAGUUUAAGCUUAACUAUGCAAAGAUAAGAGCAGUACCUCAGGAAUGUCCGGGGUUGUUGGUUUCUAACUUCCCGAAGAGUGAUGGACCUGUCUAUGUUGAUAAUCUCUUAAGAAAUGUGAGAGAGUUCUUGGAGAGUAAUCUUUAUAAUACUAGCAAGUUUCUGAAAGAUCAAGCUCAAGUGUUGCUGCAUGAAAUACAGCGUUUGCUAUCAUUAAUGCAGAACAAUCAUAAUGAGCGUGAAGAUCUUCAAGGAGAACGCUUGGUAGGCCUAAUAUAUGAGGCGGAGUACAUCAUCAUUAACCUCUUUGAAGAUGAAGGUGUGCCAUCAUGGUACAAACAGCUGAUGGUUUUAAAUGCCAUUUCGGCGGCUAAGCUUAUCAAGGCUGAGAUCCAAGAAUAUCAUCAUCAUCAGGAGGAGGAGAGGCAUCUGGGAAGCAUCCUCAAUGUCGUAGGACACACUUUGGAAGAUCCAAAUAGUUCAAGUACCGAUGAUGUCAUAGUAGGUUUUGAGGAUCGGGCAAAACAUAUAGAAGACCAACUCAAAUCUGGAUCACCGCAGCGACAGGCUGUCUUAAUUGUUGGAAUGGGGGGAGUUGGAAAAACAACACUGGCUAGGAAAGUUUACAACAGCCUCGCAAUUCAGUAUCACUUUAGGAAACGGGCCUGGUGUACUGUUUCUCAAGUGUAUGUAAAGAAAAAGUUGCUGCUUGAGAUAUUGGAAUGUAUUGUGGAGAUUCCUCAAAAGAGCGAAGGAUUUACUGCAGACCCUAAGAAGAUAGAGGAAAUGGACGAUGACGAAAUUGCUGAUACACUGCGACGAAGUUUAAAAGGACAAAGAUAUUUGGUCGUGAUGGAUGACAUUUGGAGCGUGCAGGCUUGGAAUGACUUGCAGUUAUCACUACCAGAUGAUGGAAAGGCGAGUAGGAUUUUAAUCACAAGCCGUAAUUUUGAUGCGUCUUUGAAAAUGGAACCUUAUAUUCUUCCUUUCCUCACUGUUGAAGAAAGCUGGAAUUUGUUCAAAGAGAGGUUAUUUCAUGGAGGCAGCUGUCCAGAGGAACUGUUAGAAGUCGGAAAGCUAAUUGUAGAAUAUGGCAAAGGAUUACCCCUUGCAGUUGUAGUCAUAGCUGGUUUUCUAGAGAAGAUAGAGAAGAGAAAGGAUCUGUGGGACGAAAUUGCACUGAAUUUAAUGUCAUAUAUAUCCCACGAUCACGGAGACAAACAAAUCAAGGAUAUCCUGGAGUUCAGUUAUAAUCAUUUACCAUCACACCUGAAACCAUGCUUCCUUUAUUUGGGAACAUUUUCGGAGGACCAAGAAAUUCCAGUUCAAAAGUUGAAAUGGAUGUGGAUUGGAGAAGGAUUUAUACCAGAAACGGAUUCCAAGAGUUUAGAGGAAACCGCGGAGGAGUACUUGAUGGAACUAAUUAGUCGAAACUUGGUGAUGGAAGCACAGAGAAGAUCCAGUGGAGGGAUCAAAACAUGCACCAUGCAUGAUAUGGUGCGCUAUCUUUGCUUGGAGAAAGCUUGGGAAGUAAAUUUCAUGGAGCCGAUCGCGAGCGCAUAUUUCAGCAAUUCAAGUAAAUCAAGUUCUAUGUUUGUAUCUUCAUCAUAUCGGCUUUGUUUCCAACCAAAAAUGGAGCACGACAGGAUUCCUCUUAAACUUCUUUCGAAAAAUUCAAAAUCCCUUCGAGUGUUGGAUGCAGAAUAUGUCCGAACUGGAAUCGUUGGUCUUCAUGAUUUAGGGAAGAUGCAUUGUUUAAAAUACCUAGCCGUUAGGGGAUGGUUUUCUUGGGUGCCUUCAUCAAUAGUCCAACUCGUCAACCUUGAGACUCUCAUUCUGAGGGGAGAAACAGAAAAAAUCGAAGUAUCCACUGAACUUUGGAGCAUGCGCAAGUUGAAGAAUAUUCACAUAAACUCCAUUAGUCAUUCCAGUUUGCCUGGCCCUGAUGAAAUUGUGAAUCUGGGAAACAUUGCUACUCUUUCCUUGUUGACUAUUCGGAAUCCGAGCCUGGGUGAAAAUUUUUUGAGAAGGUUGACUGGAAUUAAGAAAUUGAAAUGUAAAUUUCAGAGAGAUUUGAAUAUUGAUCAUAAAAGCUAUGUACUACCUGCAAUGGACACUCUACAUCAGCUUGAGUCGCUGCAUCUAUCCACUCUCCCUUUCACUGAUAUUUAUUUUCCGAGCAAGUUCAGCUUCCCAACAAAUCUAAAGAAAUUGACUUUAAAGAGAUUUUGGCUUUCCUGGGAAUCUAUUUCAGCCAUUGGACAACACCUAAGCAAUCUGGAGGUUCUGAAAAUAAUAGGCUAUUAUACAGGGGAAUCAAUGUGGGAUGUCAGAGAAGGAGAGUUUCGGAAGCUGAAAUAUUUAAAGCUGUACAAGUUUGGAUUGAUUAGUUUUGCAAGCUGUACAAGCUGGAAUGCAUCAAGUGAUUCCUUCCCUCUCCUUGAGCGACUAGUUUUGCAAGAUUGGCAUAAUCUUGAGGAAGUUCCUAGCAGUUUCGGAGAGAUCCCCACGUUACAGAUGAUUGAGAUGAAAGAUUGCAGCAAGUUGAGUUCACAGCUAAAAGGCUGGCAUUUUAAAAAUCCAAUUAUAUCCAUGUUAUGUAUGACGUAUGACGGCGGUUCUGUCAGUGAUAUUUGCAGAUACGGCGACGACGGCUUCAUUAAAGGUUUACGAUUUGGGAGUUUCAACCGAAGACAAAAUGAAGAAGCAGUUGUAAAAAGUUACAUCUUCCUGUCCAAUCUGAAUAUGGCUAUGGAUUCUUAUAAUAAUCCUUGUCUUACAAAGAUCGACCAAUUCAUCCAAGAAAAUGAUCAGCUCCCUCGCUGCCAAAUUUGCUACAACUCUCAAGUAUUCUUAUCAGUGAACUACGAGCCGGAGCAGUCCAUUGACCAUCACCGAGAUGCCAGGGAUUUCGUGGCACAGUUGGAGUUUCAUUCAGCAAAUCUGUUGAAAAUCAUUGAAGAGAAUGUUAAGGAAAUUACUGGAAUUCAAAUUGUUGUGGACGAAUGGAUUUUCAACAGUGGCUACGGAAAAAAAUACAUGAGGGAGAUCGGCAAAUCCAUUUUAGCACACAUUGAAGAGUUGCUUGGAGACACGGCAGGAGAAAGAUAUUGCCUUGAAAUCCUUCAGAAGAGUUUGAUCUUUAUGAGAGCAUUGCUUGACCAAGAGAAUACAGAACUCUCUACAAUUAUUGGACCGCAAAAAUCGAAUAAUAAUGAGAGUGAAGGUCGUGAAGGAGAACGCAUUAUUGGCCUAAUAUAUGAGGCAGAAUACAUCAUCACUUGCCUCUUUGAAGCUGCAGGUGUCCCAUUAUGGUACAAACAGAUGAUUCUCUUCAAUACCAUUGCCGAGGCUAAGCUUAUCAAGUCUGUGAUCCAAAAAUAUUAUUCUCAUCAUCUCAAGGAAGAGAGGUGUCAUGGGACCAUCCUCGAUGUUGCACGGGAGACUUUUAAAAGAUCAAAUAGUAACUCAAGCACUGAUGAUGUCAUAGUGGGUUUGAAGGAUCGAGCAAAAGACAUAGAAGACCGACUCACAAAUGGAUCACCGAAGCUACAGGUUGUGUCAAUUGUUGGAAUGGGGGGAAUCGGGAAGACAACAUUGGUGAAGAAAGUUUAUAACAGCCCCGCAAUUCAGCAUCACUUCAGGGAUAGAGCUUGGUGUACAGUCUCCCAAGUAUAUCAUAAAAGAGAGUUGUUGCUUCAGAUAUUGAAAUGCAGCUGUCCAGAGGAACUGUUGGGAGUUGGAAGCCUUAUUGUAGAGAAUUGCAAGGGACUACCCCUUGCAAUUGUAGUCAUGGCUGCUCUUUUGGAGAAGGUAGAGAAGAGAAAGUAUCAGUGGGAAGAAAUUGCACAGCAUAUGAUGUCACAUUUAGCCCAUGAUGAUGGAGACAGUCAGAUCAUGCUCAUCCUGGAGUUAAGUUACAAUCAUUUACCAUCUCAUUUGAAACCAUGCUUCCUUUAUUUUGGAAUGUUUUUGGAGGACCAGCAAGUUCCAGUUCAGAAGUUGAAAUGGUUGUGGAUUGCGGAAGGUUUUGUACCAAAGACGGAUUCCAAGAGUUUAGAAGAAACAGCGGAGGAGUAUUUGGUGGAACUAAUAGGUCGAAACUUAGUAAUGGAAGCCCAGAGAAGAUCCAGGGGAGGUGUCAAAACAUGCCAAAUGCAUGAUAUGGUGCGCUAUCUUUGCUUGGAGAAAGCCAGGGAACAAAAUUUCAUGCAGCGAAUCACUAAGGCAGAUGGCGAUGAUCUAGAUGAUACAUCUUCAUCAUAUCGGCUGUGUUUCCAACCAAACAUGGAGGAACAUCGGGUUCCAUUUAAACUUGUUGGUCCACAUGUCCGUUCUCUAAUGGUAUUACCGAGGAAACAAUCUACUGCUGUACAUUUCGAGUUGAAAGAGUCACAAAAUCUUAGAGUGAUGGAUAUAAAAUGCACCAGAAUCGCAGCACGUUUUUUUGAAGAGUUAGAGGUGAUGCGUUGCUUGAAAUACCUAGCACUUCGAGGGAAAUUUUCCACUGUGCCUUCAAGAAUAGUUGAACUCUUUAACCUUGAGACUCUUAUUCUGAAGACAGAUCUUAGCAGGUAUGAAAGUGAUGGAAUCAAUGUACCGACUGAGCUUUGGAUCAUGCGCAAGUUGAGGCAUGUUAGCAUAGACUUCAUCAGUCAUUCCAGUUUGCCAGACCCUGAUGAAAUUAGUAAUCUAGAAAACAUUGUUACUCUUUCCUUUUUGACUUUUGGAAGAUCGAGCCGCCCAGGACAAACUUUUUUGAGCAAGUUGAUUGGAUUGAAAGAAUUGAAAUGUCAGUUUGGCGGAAGGAAUGGUGCUGAUAUUGAGAAAAACUAUGUGUUCCCUGCAAUGGACGCUCUGUAUCAGCUGGAGUCACUGCAUCUAUGCCGUUUUCGCAUUAGCCCCAUUGUUUUUUUAUUAUGCAAUUUCAGAUUUCCCCCCAAUCUCAAGAAAUUGACUUUGAGCAGAUUUGAGUUGCCCUGGGAAUCCACUUCUGGCAUCGGACAACAAUUUUGCAAUCUGGAGGUUCUAAAACUAACAGACUGUUACCAGCUGGAUUCAACAACAUGGAACGUGGCGGAGGGAGAGUUUCCGAAUCUGAAAUGUCUAAUGAUAAACUACAACUUCUGUUUUAAAAACUGGAAUGCUUCAAGCGACUCUUUUCCUUCCUUGGAGCGACUAGUUUUGCAAGGUUGUACAGAACUUGUAGAGAUUCCUAUCAGUUUCGGGGAGAUCCCUACGUUACAGAUGAUUGAGAUGAACGAUUGCAGUGAAUCUGCAAAUAAAUCAGCUCUGAGAAUUUAUGAGCAACAGCUUGAAUAUGGAAAUGAAGAGUUCAAGGUAUUUGCGUGUGAUACUGGGAAAUGGAGUAAUGAAGAUAAAGCUAAGCAUUUUGGAUCUCUGCCAUCUGACCUUGGGAAACUGGAAACUCAGCUUAUCAGUAACAAUCUCAGUGAUUACGUUGCCGGUUUCGUGUUUUUGGAAACAAGUGUGAAUUUUGGAAACGAGCCAAAGCUUUGUGUUGAGGGUGGAAUCCACGUCCAAGCAAACAUUGCAAGAGCUUUCAAGUACUUAUUGAGCUUGGAGAUUCACCCUUCUUCUUCCAUUGUUGUAUUUUUGCAGUUUGUUGACUCUGUCCAUGACUAUAUUCUCAGCCUUGGCUUGGAGUUACAGGAGUAUCGGAAAAUGUAUUUUCCAGCAAACAAUAAUUAUUUGUCUGAUUAUUACCUGGAUAAAAGUCACCCGGCCACUGCAGAAAGGUUACGAUUCUUCAGGGUUGUCGUUUCCAAUUUUGCGGAAUCGUUGAUUGACAAGGAGGAGGAGUUGCGAAACCUUUUGGAUCGUGCUACAGCUUUGGUUUUCAGGGCUGCAAUUGUGGCAUGUGAUAUUCAGAUCAUUGAUCGAAAUGCGGUGGAUUAUCAUAAGCAGGCUGACAUGCUAUCGCGGAUACUACGCUUUGAAAUCAUUCCGUAUGAAGUUAAGGUGAUUUACGAUGAAGUUGUAGGAGAAACUUUUGAGGCUCUAAAACCAUCAUCCAAGUGGACCCUUUAUUUGUACGACAACAUUUGA